UGCGUUUUUGUCCCACGCCGCUUUAAGCUGCUUUCAAUUAGCAAUCAAUUUGCAAAUUGUUUUGCAAGAAUAAAUAAACGUAUAUAAGGUGGCUUUGGUUGGUCUAGUGGCCACGGAGGCGGCAUGCUGUUGGGCGAAUACGACACGACCCGGCGACUCCUGUUUAUCGUGGCCGUUCUGCUCAUCGUCCUGUAUGCGAAAACGUAUUUGUUACCCGGCGAAGAUCUGGACUACGACUAG
Messenger RNA from Drosophila rhopaloa, 240 nucleotides. RefSeq lists its product as uncharacterized. Bases 124 to 240 code for a protein of 38 amino acids. Lineage: Eukaryota; Metazoa; Arthropoda; Insecta; Diptera; Drosophilidae. The record is from RefSeq and is a predicted model, not a curated record. The transcript has a single exon.